AUGCCACCUACCCCCACAAACACCUCCUACAGAUUGGACGACCUCAGUUCCCCUGAUCCUCUAGCAUCUCCCUUCAACGACGACAACGAUAGAAGUCACUCCGCAUACAGAAGUCGACAAUCACCGAUCAGAAAACAAAAUGCGACCUCAACCCGCGACCUAAGGAGGAAUUCUUCAGCAGCACCUUCGCUUGAACACAUCGCUAUUCCAUCUUCACCUUUCCGAACUGUCUCCGAACAGAACCUCAGCCCCUGGAAAAUCAGAGUCACUGUCGAAGCAGAGCCGGAAGAUAUGGAUUCAGAGGGCCCAAGGACGAGAACCAUGACCCAGACCAUGAAGAUACCCCUGCGACAGGAUUCUUCACCGCUUGGGGGAGCCAAGUCCUCGAGAGGUCGAAAUUCCCAACCGGCUUCUGCCAAAAGCAAGCGCGGCUCGACACCCACACGCGGUCAGAAAAGCAAUAGUCGGUCUCGAAGACAGAGUGUGACGGAUCUGGAUGCCAGACCUUUGGGUGACGAUGCUGAGAGUGAUGAUUGGACCAAGCAGAAGAAGAACCCGUCACCGCGCAAGAGAAGAAGUAAUCGCACGCGCAAGAGUACGGGUGAUACAGAUGCUGCGGCUGCGCCAGAGUCUUCUCCGGUGAGGUCCUCGCGGCGGCGAUCUUCUACAGCAGCGGAUUUCGAAGUGAGACAGGAUACAGAUGCUGAAGUGAUUUACGGUCAACAAGAAGAGCAAGCAAUCGAAGAGUCAGAGAGUGGAUCGCCGGAACUACGUCAGAUCGACCUCAACAGAGUAUCAGUGCGCUCACGAGCGAUGUCGACCAAAUCGGUAGCAGACGACAACCAAGAUAUCAGCGACUCCAGUCUGUUGCAAAAUCGAGUGAGAACCUCUACCACGAAGCCUGUGGAUUUGCGCAAAGUAUCCGUUAACAGCGCGAUGAGCUAUCCAACCCCGUCGCCAACUUCAUCUUAUCAUGGUGAUUCAGACGACAUUGGCAUUGUUGACAAUGGCGAUGAUAUCCAUGAGACUGAACAAGUCGGUUUCGAUACAGUAUUGGAGAGCGAAGGUUUCACUAUGAUCGAUCUCGACACGAUCCCAUCCGCACGACAAUAUCUCAGUCCUGUCCAAGAAGAUCCAAACGCUGUGGAGCCAAUCAUCGAGGAUGCCAUCCCGAGCCCACAGGAAUUACCCAGCGCAGGUGAAACAGUACCCGAGAGCAGGUCCGAAAGUGUUGUCAGAACUGAGCCUAUAACACGACAACAACCUCAACCCCAGCCAACCAUCGAUUAUCCUACCCUAAACGCCGAUGACACCGAGUUCUCCAGUACUGUGCCAUCAUCACCACCAGUGGCAGAAAAGGGGAAAAGUUUGCUACGUGUUCCAACCUCAAAUCUUCGCAAAGUAACUCCAAUAACAUUCUCCUCACCCAAGCUACCGUCACCACCAAAACAGAUCACUCGCCGAACGCCGCACCAUCAACAUCGUGGAUCAGCUGGAGCUGUGUUUGCAGGCAUCGCAUUACAGGAUGUUGUGUCUCCUGAUCACCCUAGCGACAAGAGUUCAACGAGAGGAAAGCUGGGCUCCUCGUCACGUAGCUUGGAAGAUGAUGGUCUAUUUGGAGGCUUCGAUGCAGGGACGAAACGUGAAUUGCGCGCUGGACUUCGAUUUGGCGAAGAACUCGCGAAGAGGCAGUCGUCUAGUCCACCUGCAAAAGUUGAACCGCGAAACGCUUUUGCCAAAUCAAUAUCCACAAAUGUUGAUUUGCAAUCAUUGGGAAAGCGAGAGUUUGAACCGCUUACUAGACACCAACCACAGACGCAAAUCUGGCGAGGUGAAACCACAGUCCAACGAACUCCGGUUCAGAUGUUCAAUCCAGUUGUCUCCAAGUCUACAGCGGUUGUAAGAACGCCCGAAAACCCAGCAUCAAAGAACUCUGAAUCAGUAUUGAUGGACACUUUAGCUCGCCGCGAGCGAGAGUGGCAAUUGGAUAGAGAAGCCGUCUCGCGUGAGAUUGAAAAUGCCAGUGCGAGUCAGGUCAUUAUCAUCGACAGUGAUGAUGAUGAGAGUCAGGCGGUUGUGAAUAAAGCUGCUCAUAUUCAGACCUCGACCCAAUUGGCUGAGCCCAUUGCUACAAAUCUGAUUUCUUCAUAUGAGGAGGACGAUGAUGAGGAUAUUUGGUUGGCAGAAGCGAAGAACUCUUCCAGUCCUCACACUCAGCAACCUCAACCCAUCGAACAGAAUCAAAAUGGAUUCUUCUCAGAAACCGAACAGAAGAAACAACGAGAUGUCGCCCGUGAAGCGGUGAGUCGACCACGACGGAGUUUAAUUCCCAGUCCUUGGAAAAGAGGCGAUGAUGUACCCGCACCGGAAGAACCAUCAAGCCUUCUUUCCACCAAAUUAGAGGAUCAAACUGGUAUACUUUUCUGGGAGCAACAGCAAGUUGGGAAAGCAAAGUUUGAAUCUAAAAGGGCACAGCACAAUCAGCUCCGACCCAGACGAAGCAGUGGAAAGUUUGAUAUUGAUUUAAUGUUAGGAACACCUGGAAAGAAGCAGGAUUAUGACUCGGGGCUUGACUUGACUGGGGCAAAAAACCAACAGGCCGAUCAAGAGGAAGAUAUCUCUCAGGAGACAGACAGCCACGAAGCAGUCGAACAAAUCAUUUCCUCAUCUAUUGGACUGGAAGAGGCACUUCAGGAUCCCAUCAAUAAUACCUUUGGCGAACCUGAUGCUAUCCCAUCACCAGAGCCACCUAUGAGGAUUCCAGUCAACUUCAACGACUCUUCGAUGGAAAUAUCGACCACAGACGUCAUGCAUAACGCGCCCAGUUACAAGCCCGCACCACUACAGUCUCCAUUCAGAAACACGAAGACAAAUUCUGAAUCAUCGCCUCCUCGACCACCAACACCACGCUCCGCUAUGAAAGGAUCACGACAGAUCUCCGGACCAGAAAUGGGCUUCAGAAGACCAGAUUCUCCCACCAUGAACCGAAGAGUGAUCUUUAGCGAACGGUCGAGAGGAGUUGAUGUUCAUGGAUUGGAAUCUAGCUUUAGUAUGAAAUCCGGAUCAGGGUGCGAGGAUUCUACGUCGGGACAAAUCAGAGCACAGCUGGAAGGAGAGCUGUUGAAUGAUGAGGAUACGGUGGAGACAUCGUAUGGCUAUGAAGAGGAAGACACGGAGACCGAGCUCGAACCAGAGCAGGAACGCUCUCAUGAGGAACCUGUUGUUGAAGUUCCUACAGUCUCAAAGUCUUCAGAUACAAAGCCUGGCUGGCGGUCUUGGCUUUGGAAAGACAAGAAGACCAACACGGAGGAGUCAACAACUGUCCAUCAACCUGAUUUCACGAGUGCGCCUGUCGAUACACAACGAAGCGCAACCAAAUCUAUCACCCCACAAGACAACGCAGCACAACACCCAGCCUGGACGCAAACCAUCAGCUCCACUAUCCCCUCCAGCAAACACCAGCAACAAACCGCGACCGCGCCCACCUCAAAACCAUCACUACAACUACCAUCCUACCUCCUCCCACCCUCGUACCCAUCCGACCCAACACGGUCCCUCAACACACCGCUCAGCACGACAGGGCCCUUCAGCAACACGCACUUCCGCACCCUCCACAUCAUCUACCGCAAAUCUCUACGCCCCAAAUUCCACGCCCCGAAACACAUCCGCCCCGCCGUGCGCCGCCUCCUCGGCACGCAGAUGGAGAUUGACGAGUCCGAGCAAGGCGUUGACCGCGGCGUCAUGACCUGGACGCUCGGUGAGGGCGAGUGCGAGGUCCUCGAGCGCUUCAUGCAGGAGGUCGAGGCUGGGUAUGGUGUUUUUCCCGGUGCGGAUGUGGAUGGGAGUGAGAGUGGGAGUGGGCCUGUCGUCUGGGGCUGGAGUGUCCAGCAGCUGGCGCACUGGCUUUGUCGCAUUGUCGUUGGCGAGGUCGUUAGGGAGGAGGAGGCGCGUGCGAAGAUGAAGAUGAAGGCGAAGGAGAAGGUCGAGGUUACGGCGAAAGCGAGGGCGAAGGGAGGGAAGUAA
Exophiala bonariae is the source of this 4023-nucleotide messenger RNA. RefSeq lists its product as uncharacterized. NCBI's taxonomy places the organism in Eukaryota, Fungi, Ascomycota, Eurotiomycetes, Chaetothyriales, Herpotrichiellaceae. The transcript has a single exon. The record is from RefSeq and is a predicted model, not a curated record. Bases 1 to 4023 code for a protein of 1340 amino acids.